AAGGUAAUGGUUGCUACUGUUCGCUGUGAUGAAAUUGCAAAUGAGAGGUUUGGCUGCCUAACCUCGGAUGCUGAAUGGCUAGAUUUGGAGAAUGAUGUACAGGCUGGUUCAGUACUCAGUUUUGGGAAAAAACUUGGAUCUAUUGUGGAGGUCCACAUGGAAGAGUAUGACAAAGAAGCUGUCUAUUUUGAUGAAGCUGUUAGGAAGUCCAAACGGCAACUGCUGGAAUCUAGAAUACUGAAUCUUGUCCAGCCUGCAUUCCAGAAAAAUUUGAGUCAUCUACGUACUAAGGCUCUUGAAAAAUUUAAAACCGGCCUUAAUCAAUCUCUUGAGAGUGGAAAAGGUUUCGCAGCAUCUGUUCGAGAAACUACUGAAUCCUCUCUCAGUGAAUUUAAUCAAGGGUGUGCAGAUUCUGUAAUCAAGCAGGCGGAUUGGGACUACUCUAAAACCCUAGAGAAAGUUCGGCGUGAUAUUGAAGACCAUGCACUUUCAGUUCGUGAAAGCAAGCUAACAGAACUAACAAAUCAUGCUAAGGAGAAACUAAGAAAAGCACUUGUUGAACCUGUGGAAUCUCUUUUUGAUGCCGCCGGCCAAACAACUUGGGCAUCAAUAGAAAGCCUCUAUAAACGUGAGACACAGGCCAUCCUGCCAGAGGUUUUUAAAGCUCUUUCUGGGUUUGAAAUGGGAAGCGAAUUCUCAGAAGAAAUGGUGUCAAAAUUAAGGGAUUAUGGUCAAAGCAUUGUGGAAAAUAAGGCUAAAGAAGAAGCUAGCAAAAUUUUGAUGCAUAUGAAGGAAAGGUUCACAGUGGUGUUUAGUCAUGACAAGGACUCAAUGCCAAGGACCUGGACAGGAAAGGAAGAUGUCCGUGCAAUAGCAAAGGAGGCUCGAUCUGCUGCUCUCAAACUUCUGUCUGUAUUAGCCGUCAUUCGCUGGGAUGACAAGCCAGAUAGGAUUGAAAACAUUCUGAUUUCCACACUUCUAGAUGGUUCUGUUGCGUCAAAGAGUUCAAGUGCUUCUUCUGGUGACCCGCUUGCUUCAACUAGCUGGGAAGAGGUUCAUCCAAAGCAUACGCUUAUUACGCCAGCUCAGUGCAAGUCAGUGUGGAAGCAGUUCCAAUCAGAAACUGAGUUCACCAUUACACAAGCAGUAUCAACGCAGCAAGCUCACAGGCGCGGUAAUGGCAGACUGCCUCCUCCUUGGGCGCUGGUUGCUAUGGCAGUUCUUGGUUUUGAUGAGAUCAUGAUGCUUCUGAGGAAUCCUAUAUACGUGUUCUUGCUAUUUGUGGGUUAUUUACUUGUCAGAGCUUUAGCAGUGCAGCUAGAUAUUGGCAGAGAAUUCCAAAAUGGAAUGGUUCCUGGGAUCCUAUCUGUUUCAGCAAAACUACUACCCACUCUGCAGAAUCUUCUAAACAAAGUCGCAACUGAUCAGCAGCAGCCGCAACAACAAGGGCAGCAGCACCGCCCUCCGGCCGCAGAAGCUCCGGAGGCGCAGCACCCGCCCCCCCCGCUACUCCUGAGCCCCAAAAGCUCGAUGAGUGAACUGCGGAGGCUGCACACGCCGCCGAGCCCGGUGCGCAGAUCGGUAUCGUCCCCGUCACACUCCUCGCCGCCGUCACCCAAGGCGUCGCCCCGCAAAGUGGCAGAGGAGCAGAAACCACCUGACAACGAGUCCAGCAGUGCUUACUCCAUAGUGUGAUCCCGGGAGGGGGGGUUUGAGCAUCUUCUUACCCCAACUGAAUGCAUAUAGCAAACGGUCUUGGUGAGUAUAUGCCCGGAUAGAAUAAUGUAGCACCCUUUCUCUCUUGCAAUUUUGUAAGGAAAGUUAUAAUCUGUAGAGUGGACAAGCAGCUGUCACCAUAUGACAUUUUCAUGAGCAUGUAUAGAACUAUAUACAAGCAUAGAGGAAGCUGCUCCUGUAAAGAAAUAUAAGAGCAUUUGGAUCACUACUUUAGUGAUCUAGACGCUCUUAUUGACACAUAGGACAUGUCCAGGCUCCAGUGACACGAUUCUGAACCGUAUUUUUUGCCGUAGUCCUGAUGUCAAUUCUUUUUCUUUUUUGAAGGAAAAUGUCCAUUCUUUUUUCAUGACAUAUACCUUGAUAUGUUAAUUAAUGCUUGUGAGAAGCAGGUUUCU
Molecule: messenger RNA, 2132 nt
Organism: Triticum urartu
Lineage: Eukaryota; Viridiplantae; Streptophyta; Magnoliopsida; Poales; Poaceae
Source: RefSeq, a predicted model, not a curated record